CUCACACAUAUAACUGAGUUGCCAGCAGCUUUGCAAUAAAUUACCCGUGGGACUGGACAAGUAUCAGACUUCAGCGAAACAUGUUAUGGACAAUAUUCUUACUACUGCUUCUACUAGUUCUCCUUUACUCCACUCGCACAAGGCAGAAAAAUGAGCCACCUCUGGACAAAGGUUUUCUCCCGUGGUUGGGGCACGCUCUUGAAUUUGGAAAAGAUGCCGCGAAGUUUUUGGCCCGGAUGAAAGCCAGACAUGGGGACAUCUUCACAGUUCGUGUUGCUGGUUGUUACGUGACGGUGCUGUUGGACCCAAACUCUUUCAACUCUGUAAUGAAUGACACUGUCUUCUUGGACUUCACCCGCAACAGAAACCAGCUCAUAAAGAGGGUCUUCGGUCUGCAGCUGCCGAGUAUCGAACCUAGAGCAGAGAGGAAAUGGAUGGAAGGGCAUUUUCAAGGUCGCAGUCUCUCCAAGCUCAGCAGCUCCAUGAACACUCAGCUCCAGAGCCUGCUGCUGAGCGACCAGAGUGGCUGUGAGUGGAGACAGGACGGACUCUUCAGCCUUUGUUACAGUCUACUCUUCAGGGCUGGAUAUCUUACAUUGUUUGAGAGGAGAGACAAUGCUUCCGCGGUCUACAAGGAAUUUCGCAAGUUUGACGAUCUUCUCACCAAACUGGCUCGUGGCUCACUCAAGCGAGGGGAAAGCAAAACAGCCAACUCAUCCCGGGAGCGACUGUGUGAGCUGCUGUCCCCAAACUGGCUGAACGGAGGGUCCGAGUCCAACUCCUGGCAGCAGAGCUACCAUCACUUCCUGCAGGAGGAGGGAGUCGAGGAAGAGAUGCAGAACAGAGCUCUACUCUUGCAGCUGUGGACCACACAGUGCAACGCUGGACCUGCUGCCUUUUGGCUCCUUGGCUUCCUGCUCACUCAUCCUGAGGCCAUGGAGGCUGUUAAAUCAGAGAUCAGAGGCCUCCCUCUCCGGGACACUUCCCUACAGCAUUCCCCCAUCAACCUGCUGGAAGCACACAGCACACCUGUGCUUGAUAGUGUUCUGAGCGAGACCCUACGACUCACCGCCGCGGUAAUGAUCAGCAGAGAGGUGGUGCAGGACAAGACCUUGCACAUGUCCAGUGGACAGGAGUACCACCUCAGACGAGGGGACAGAGUGUGUCUGUUCCCUUUCCUCAGCCCCCAAAUGGACCCACAGAUACACCAAGAACCACAGAUUUUCAAGUAUGAUCGCUUCUUAAAUGAUGAUAUAACAGUGAAGGAUAAAUUCUACAAAGAUGGAAAAAGGCUGCAGUACUACACCAUGCCCUGGGGUGCAGGGAGAAACAUCUGCGUUGGGAAAGAGUUUGCCGUUACAACCAUUAAACAAUUUGUGUUCUUGCUCUUGACCCAUCUGGACCUGGAGAUGUGUGACCCCGAGGCCAAACUGCCGCCAGUUAAUCCCAGUCGCUACGGCUUUGGGAUGCUCCAGCCGGACGGAGAUCUUCAGGUCCGAUACAGACUGAAGAGGACACAGCGUGAAAUGUGAUGCCAUAAUUUGAUCAAUUGUAUAGAACUGUAAAAAUGUUGACUGACAAAGCUUUUUAUUAUAUGUACUUUAGCACUAUUUAUACUAUUUUAUAUUUACUCAUUGCAUCUAUAUAUCAUAUUUAACUAGUUUGUUAUUAAUAUUUACAAUAAAAAGGAAAAACAAAGUAAACCUAUCAUUUCUCA
Messenger RNA from Sebastes umbrosus (honeycomb rockfish), 1717 nucleotides. RefSeq names its product prostaglandin I2 (prostacyclin) synthase (gene ptgis). The record is from RefSeq and is a predicted model, not a curated record. The transcript has 10 exons. NCBI's taxonomy places the organism in Eukaryota, Metazoa, Chordata, Actinopteri, Perciformes, Sebastidae. Gene Ontology annotation, biological process: prostaglandin biosynthetic process. Gene Ontology annotation, molecular function: prostaglandin-I synthase activity; oxidoreductase activity, acting on paired donors, with incorporation or reduction of molecular oxygen; monooxygenase activity. Bases 81 to 1532 code for a protein of 483 amino acids.